GGAGUACGUGCCUGGUCCGCAUCCCAUCCAACAGCAACAUCUGCCAUUUAUCUUCUUCUAUUUCUGUUAAGUGAUAAGCACACACUUUCUUUAUUUAAUUCUAGCUUCUAGGAGAUAAGGACUACCAAAUCGUGCAAAUCCCAACUGGGGUUUCUUUCUUUCGUGUCACACUCUCAUAAGAAAAGAGAGAGAGACGAUGUUGGAAGGCAGAGCAGUGAUAGAGGACACAGAUAUGCCGGUGAAGAUGCAGAUGCAAGCCAUGGCAGCUGCUUCUGAAGCUCUGGAUCUUCACGAUGUCGUUGACUGCAGAUCUAUAGCUGCCCACAUCAAAAAGGAGUUUGACAUGAGAUAUGGAUGCGGUUGGCAAUGUGUGGUGGGAUCAAAUUUCGGUUGUUUUUUCACUCACUGUAAAGGAACCUUCAUCUACUUUACACUUGAGACUCUCAGCUUCCUAAUCUUCAAAGGGGACUCUUCUUCCUCCUCCUCCUCCAAAAGCUAACGCAGUGUUUGGCAGCAGAGAGAAGAAAGGAAGGACAAAUCGCUGUGGAAAUAUAUAUAGGGUAGGUAGGGGCUUUUGUGAGGAACACCUUUGUAUUUUUGUACUGCUUUUUAUGCAAUCUAAUAACUUUUAGCUUUUA
This is a messenger RNA of Pyrus x bretschneideri (Chinese white pear), 638 nucleotides long. RefSeq names its product dynein light chain 1, cytoplasmic. Gene Ontology annotation, molecular function: dynein light intermediate chain binding; dynein intermediate chain binding. The coding region runs from base 197 to 499 and encodes 100 amino acids. NCBI's taxonomy places the organism in Eukaryota, Viridiplantae, Streptophyta, Magnoliopsida, Rosales, Rosaceae. Gene Ontology annotation, cellular component: dynein complex. Gene Ontology annotation, biological process: microtubule-based process. The transcript has 2 exons. The record is from RefSeq and is a predicted model, not a curated record.